Messenger RNA from Trypanosoma conorhini, 846 nucleotides. RefSeq lists its product as uncharacterized. The record is from RefSeq and is a predicted model, not a curated record. Bases 1 to 846 code for a protein of 281 amino acids. Lineage: Eukaryota; Euglenozoa; Kinetoplastea; Trypanosomatida; Trypanosomatidae. The transcript has a single exon.
AUGACGGUGCUCCUCAGUCUCUUCCAAACGGAGGCGGCUGAGGCCCGAAAAGCACCUUCUGCUGCCUCUUUGGCCGUGAGCGACGUGAAGAAUUACAGUAGCUACAUCCCGGGCCCAAGAGCACGAGUAGGGGAGAUCGUGGCUCGUCUGCAGCGGCGCUUGCGCUCUUCUCUUCGGGCCCGCAGACGCCUAGUGCUGGGGCUCUGCGGCGCUUUUCUUGCGGUGUACACGCUUAAAAGGGUCGGGCGCAUGUGCGGCUCCCGGCGUUCCCCGCGGGCUGCGCAGCACCCGGAGACGACGCCGGCCUCCGCUCGGGGGAAGUCGCGUUGGUGGGACUUCCUCCCUGCGUGGCUGCGUGGCGCCCUGGCCGCCCCGUUAGGCGCCUCCGCCUCCUACCAGGCGGGGGAGGACGAGGACGACGUCAACUUCGUCGACGCCUCGGAGAGCGCCUUCCGCAUGUUUCAGCGCCGGGUGGAGCGCACGCAUGAGGCGCCGCUGCUGCGCGUGCUGAGUGAACUGGAGGGCCUUGGCGAGCGCUGGAAGAGACGUGCCUCGCACCCUGCGCCCACGGGGAAGGGAAACCACGAGGGGGACGGCACGAUGGAUGCUGUCUUGACUUCGCUUCUGUCGGAAGAGGAGUCGGAGGAGGCCCUGCGGGCGCUCCUUGCGGAGAAGGCAGUUGAGGCGGAUGAGCUCCUUACACGCUACGUCGUGCAGCUGGACAUGGCGCCGGUGGGCGACAGCAUUGAGCUUAGGAAGGAGCGCAAGGCGUCCAUCGUUGCCGCCUCGGCAUUGGCAAAACGCAUCGAGGCGUGGAUGCAUCUGCAGUCUCGCCAGCAGCAGUAG